GAUAAGGGCAGCCGGAAUCAUGUGGCGGCGAGGGGCGGAAGCAGCAGGUGAUCGAUUGACUAACUACCUUACUGCUGCCUGCCUACUUAUUGCUCUCUGACUUCCCCUUUCUCUUGUCGACAACUCUCGUGUUAAAGGUGCUCUGUUGCGAUGCCUACGCCUGUUGCGAAAGGAAUUAUCAUCACCGUCUCGGCGCUGGUCGCCGCCGGGAUCGCGGUCUACGAGUCGCCGCAGUUCCGCCAGUGGGUGAACAACUCGCGCCGCAAGAUCGCACUAGCUUUGCACAAUCUGGGCGACGAGAUUAACCCGCACGAUGCUCCGCUCAGACAGGAUAUCUCCAUGACCGAGGAAGUUGGCGCAGCAGCCGAAGAACGGCGGCGAAUAGCUCGGGAAGAGCUUGACCGGCGUCGCUCCUUGCUCGAAGAGCGUCGCAAAGGCAUGGCCAGGCCACCGUCAAACAGCUUUGAUACUUUGGUCGAUGAGCAGGGCCGGUUGUUGGAUCUUGCGGAUCUAUCGAGUGAUACACCGUUAGCCAACUCGACUGCCGUGGAAGUGGCGACGUCGCAGCCGGUGCACCGGGGCAAGGGGCCAGCCUCGCUUCCUGAAGCAUCUCACGGCCAGACAGAUAUUCACGAGUUAGGUCCACCGCUGCAGCUCGAUAUCCCGUCGCCUCGUGCCGGUUCGCCUUCGCUGGCUGAGUUCACCCCUGUCUCUGAAGCUCCUGACAAAAUGGCCACGUCGCUCCUCUCGACGUCCCAUGCCGAGGAUGAACACCAUGUUGUCGGAGAUGACGAAUCGAUUUCUAGCCAUACGGAAGGUCACUCUGAAGUGCUUUAUGCUCAUCCUGGGGACUGGACGACAAACGAAUCCGGGCGCGACCUGAGAUCGCCCUUCUCGGACUUGGCCGAGCUGCAGCUUGAACGGGAGCGCGCCUCGACGCCGUCCACCAGCGAUAGCUACAGCCACAUUUAUGAGUCAGCGAUCGACGCAUCAUCCGAUGGCACUUUGAGCGACCUGGGCCGGUCGACUGGCGCGGCCACCCCGGCCAGUUGGUCGGAGGUGGGCAGUGUGAUCAGCAACGACGAGCACAUGCACCACUUGUAGGCAAAUUGGAAGAACAACUCAGGGUAUCGUAUCAUUAGGCGGAUGGCGCUGGAGGAAGGUAUUGGCGUUUGCUUCUCUAUUUUGAUGGUGUUUAGCUUGGG
Aspergillus aculeatus ATCC 16872 is the source of this 1205-nucleotide messenger RNA. RefSeq lists its product as uncharacterized. Lineage: Eukaryota; Fungi; Ascomycota; Eurotiomycetes; Eurotiales; Aspergillaceae. The coding region runs from base 151 to 1104 and encodes 317 amino acids. The transcript is spliced from 2 exons. The record is from RefSeq and is a predicted model, not a curated record.